Molecule: messenger RNA, 1515 nt
Organism: Physeter macrocephalus (sperm whale)
Lineage: Eukaryota; Metazoa; Chordata; Mammalia; Artiodactyla; Physeteridae
Product: E3 ubiquitin-protein ligase makorin-1-like
Biological process (GO): protein polyubiquitination
Molecular function (GO): ubiquitin protein ligase activity; metal ion binding
Source: RefSeq, a predicted model, not a curated record
CCGGCGCCAUUGCUGUGUGGGAUAAAUAGUAAUGGCGGAGGCUGCACCUCCCGGAACAACAGCCACAACAUCAGGAGCAGGAGCGGCAGCGGCGGCGGUGGCAGCGGCCUCCCCCACCCCUACCCCGUCCCUCCCCGUCCCUGGGGGCGGGGGAGGCGGCAGCGACGGCUGCGUCGGCGGCUGGACUAAACAGGUCACCUGAAGGUAUUUCGUGCAUGGGGUUUGUAAGGAAGGAGAUAACUGUCGAUACUCACAUGACCUCUCUGACAUUCCAUAUGGUGUAGUGUGCAAGUAUUUUCAGCAAGGGUACUGUAUUUACGGAGGCCGCUGCAGAUAUGAACACAGCAAGCCAUUGAAACAGGAAGAAGCAACUGCUACAGAUCUAACUGCAAAGUCACCCCUUGCUGCUUCCUCGAGUCUCUCAUCAGUAGUUGGACCGAUUGUUGAAAUGAAUAUGGGCGAAGCUGAGUCAAGAAAUUCAAACUUUUCAACUGUAGGAGCGGGUUCAGAAGACUGGGUGAACGCCAUUGAGUUUGUUCCUGGGCAGCCCUACUGUGGCCGUACUGCCCCUUCCUCCACUGAAGCACCCCUGCAGGGCUCAGUGACCAAGGAAGAAUCAGAGAAGGAGAAUACUGCAGUGGAAACAAAGAAGCAGCUCUGCCCCUAUGCUGCAGUGGGAGAGUGCCGAUAUGGGUAGAACUGUGUGUAUCUCCAUGGAGACGCGUGUGAUGUGUGUGGGCUGCAGGUCCUCCAUCCAAUGGAUGCUGCCCAAAGAUCACAACAUAUAAAAUCUUGCAUCGAGGCCCAUGAGAAGGACAUGGAGCUCUCGUUUGCUGUGCAGCGCAGCAAGGACAUGGUGUGUGGGAUCUGCAUGGGGGUGGUCUAUGAAAAAGCCAACCCCAGCGAGCGCCGCUUCGGGAUCCUCUCCAACUGCAACCACACUUACUGUCUCAAGUGUAUUCGCAAGUGGAGGAGUGCUAAGCAAUUUGAGAGCAAGAUCAUAAAGUCCUGCCCAGAAUGCCGGAUCACAUCUAACUUUGUCAUUCCAAGUGAGUACUGGGUGGAGGAGAAAGAAGAGAAGCAGAAACUCAUUCAGAAAUACAAGGAGGCAAUGAGCAACAAGGCGUGCAGGUAUUUUGAUGAAGGACGUGGGAGCUGUCCGUUUGGAGGGAACUGUUUUUACAAGCAUGCGUACCCCGAUGGCCGUAGAGAGGAGCCACAGAGACAGAAAGUGGGAACAGCAAGCAGAUACCGGGCCCAACGAAGGAACCACUUCUGGGAGCUCAUUGAGGAAAGAGAGAACGGCAACCCCUUUGACAACGACGAAGAAGAGGUUGUCACCUUUGAGCUGGGCGAGAUGUUGCUUAUGCUUUUGGCUGCAGGUGGGGACGACGACCUGACGGACUCUGAAGACGAGUGGGACUUGUUUCACGAUGAGCUGGAAGAUUUUUAUGACUUGGAUCUAUAGCAGCUUUGCGGGGUGUGCGAACUGGUCUGCUGAGCCUCAGGCGGCAG